This is a messenger RNA of Trichoplusia ni (cabbage looper), 2450 nucleotides long. RefSeq names its product zinc finger and SCAN domain-containing protein 12-like. NCBI's taxonomy places the organism in Eukaryota, Metazoa, Arthropoda, Insecta, Lepidoptera, Noctuidae. The coding region runs from base 70 to 2427 and encodes 785 amino acids. Gene Ontology annotation, molecular function: RNA polymerase II cis-regulatory region sequence-specific DNA binding; DNA-binding transcription factor activity, RNA polymerase II-specific; zinc ion binding. The record is from RefSeq and is a predicted model, not a curated record. Gene Ontology annotation, biological process: regulation of DNA-templated transcription. The transcript is spliced from 15 exons. Gene Ontology annotation, cellular component: nucleus.
UUAAUCACUUUGAAUUAUAAGAAUAAUUUUAAGUUUAAUUAUUAUAUUUGGUGUUUUUAUAAAAACAAAAUGGUUAAGUUAGUUAAAUGCGCUGUCGAGACGUGUACAAAUAAUACGAAUAAAAAAGCUACCGAAUGUCCCUGGCUUUCUUUUCACAAGCCCCCAAGAAACAAGAAUAUACAGAAAUGUUGGUUUAAUGCUAUCGGCAAACAAAAUAUGGAUCUAACUGACUUAAGAAUAUGCAGUGAUCACUUUAGAGAUGAAGACUUUCAAUUACAAAUCAAUAAUAAAUACAGGAAACGAUUAAAACCUGAAGCCAUACCAGUUAUCAAUCAUAAGUAUAACGAAGAUGCUUUUAUUAGUGACAGGCUGUGCAGGAUAUGUCUGACCAUCGAUCGAAAAAUGUAUACCAUGAAAGGAUCAGUUAUUGGCGAGAUGUAUAUGACCUUGAGAGGGUGUUUGGUCUCAAAUCUGGAAGAUACUUUACCGAUGCAGUUGUGUUGGGUAUGCGCCGCUAGACUUACUGCCGCGACCAAGCUUAGAGAACGAGCUAUGUUGACAGAUCAGAUCUUGAAAGACUACCUUAUGAAGACUCCAAGAAUUAAAUAUCGUGAUUUAACAAUGAUUUAUGAACAACUAGAUUCCGAUGUAGUGAAAUCGAAAUUCGUAAUCGAGAAUUCAUCGGACAGCAUCGAUGGAAAGGACAGUGUUGCCGGUACAAUAAAUUCAGACUGGCAGAAUGAAUUCAAACCGAAAACUGAAAAAAUAACGUGUCAAAACUUUGAUAUAACUCAAGUAACAGUUAAAAAAGAAUUAGAUACAACACUAGCUUUCGAUGAUCAUGACCCUAGUUCGAUGAAAACCGAAAUCGAUAUGACAUUGACAAUUUGUAAUGACAUUACUAGUGUUGUGCAAGAAGAUAUCAAUAUUAACAGCGAUCUGUUGAAAAACGAUGUCGAUGUAACAACAGACAUCACGAGCAAUAGUGAUGGGAAUGAAGUCGAUGAAAUCGAUACGAAAAAUCGAUUUUAUUUUGAAGAGAUCGAUUUUAGAGAAAACGAUGUAUCUUUAAUAAAUAAUGAAAAUACUGAAGCAAUUGAAAACGGAAAACGGCAGGUUAAAAUAUUAACUGCAAAACUUGAAAGUAAAAAGCAAACAAGGCAUACUAAACAGAUAGAUGAGAAUAUAUUCACAAUAAGACACCUGUCUGAGGAGGAGGAGAUCCAGGCAGUUGUGAACAGGCAGUACAGCGAGAGGUAUCUCAAGUCACCCUACCAGUGUACGCAGUGCUAUAAGGGGUUCCCGAGCGAGGAGUCUUAUGAGAGACACGCCACGAAACAUAGUGAGAAAAUGGGGCCACACAUAUGCAAGAUAUGCAAAAUCCGAUCGGGAACGAAGACUAAAGCUAGACUUCACAUGGCGAGACAACAUACUGAAGAAAUUACUUGUAAACUAUGUUCCUUUGUAACAAGAUCUAGAAAUCUCGUGAUCGGUCAUAUGAAAUACCAUGCAGGUGAUAAGUAUAAAUGCCAACAUUGUGAUCAGGAAUUUGAGAAACAAACGACUUAUUUAAAUCAUUUACGAUUGCGACAUAUGUCUCAUUAUGUGUGCGAUCUAUGUGGCUACACGUUCGUCAAUCUACAAGGAGUCAGAACUCACAAAAAGAUUAUACAUCGGUUCAAUAAAGAUCUGGUGAUGGAGGGUCCGUACUGCGAAGUGUGCGAGGUUCGGUUCCUGUCCGAACAGGCGUACGACACUCACCUCAACCUGUCCUCCAAGCAUGUCGCCGAGGACAACCCAAACCGUAUGUCCAACGAUCGCAGUAACCAUCGUAAACUAGACAACUUUACUCGGAAACCGGUUCGUCGAGAAGCAAUCCGCCGGCGAGACAGGAACACGGGUCCUCAGAACACGAGCGUGUCUUGUGAACAGUGCGGUGAGGUAUUCCCAAAUCUCCGCGGCUAUGUCGCGCACUUCAGGAAGUCACAUCCAGGGAAGCAGAGGACUAAGUACUCGACGCAGACUACUCCGUACUUAUGCGAGCUUUGUGGGAAGAUAUUCGCGAACUACACAACCCUCCGUUAUCACAUGUGGAUACACACUGGUCAGAAACAAUACCAGUGUGAUCAUUGUAAAAAAACCUUCAGCGUGAAGGGCAACCUCUCCGGACACAUGCGAUUGCACGACAAAUCGCGACGGUCGUACGACUGUCGCAUAUGCGGGAAACAGUUCACUUCGUCUUGUAAUAGGACGAGGCAUAUGUUUCUGCACACGGGCCUGAAGCCGUUCCGCUGCUCGGCGUGCGACAAGUGCUUCGUGACGGCGGGCGAGCUGAAGGCGCACGUCGACUUCGUGCAUCUGAAGAAGCCCAGGCCCAAGCGGCUGCGGGCCAGAAACAGGAAGCCUGACGGCCAGGCCGGAUAUUAAUCAAUAAAUACUGUUUUAUAUCA